Diutina rugosa is the source of this 3402-nucleotide messenger RNA. It is a transcript of the gene CPA2, whose product is annotated as carbamoyl-phosphate synthase (glutamine-hydrolyzing). The record is from RefSeq and is a predicted model, not a curated record. Gene Ontology annotation, cellular component: cytosol; cytoplasm. Gene Ontology annotation, molecular function: metal ion binding; dihydroorotase activity; ATP binding. The coding region runs from base 1 to 3402 and encodes 1133 amino acids. Lineage: Eukaryota; Fungi; Ascomycota; Pichiomycetes; Serinales; Debaryomycetaceae. Gene Ontology annotation, biological process: L-citrulline biosynthetic process; 'de novo' pyrimidine nucleobase biosynthetic process; UTP biosynthetic process. The transcript has a single exon.
AUGGUGGUCCCCAUGAGAAUUGGGUACCGGACACUCGCUAAGAGAUGGUUGUCGGCGGCGGUGCCGCGGAAGGCCCUGCUGGCCGGACCCGUCUACGCUGGCGGUGAACUUCUCAAGAAGUUCAACGAUGAAAACGGCGAAAAGCUUGUCGACGUGCUGAAGGUGUUGGUGAUUGGGCUGGGGGGUUUGCUGAUUGGGCAAGCCGGUGAGUUCGACUACUCGGGCUCGCAAGCGAUCAAGGCUCUCAAGGAAGCUAACAAGCAGCUGAUCUUGAUCAACCCCAACAUCGCCACCAACCAAACGUCGCACGCGUUGGCCGAUGAGAUCUACUACUUGCCGGUGACCCCGGAAUAUAUCACCUACAUCAUUGAGCGUGAACGUCCCGAUGGGAUCUUGUUGACCUUUGGUGGUCAAACUGGCUUGAACGUCGGGGUCAAAUUGGAUAAGAUGGGGGUGUUUGACCGUUAUGGGGUCAAGGUGUUGGGUACCCCGAUCAAGACCCUCGAGACCUCGGAAGACCGUGACCUUUUCGCGCAAGCGCUUAAGGAAAUCAAUAUCCCCAUUGCUGAAUCGAUUGCUGUCGACACCGUCGACGACGCCCUCGCUGCCGCGGAGAAGGUGGGUUACCCCAUCAUUGUCAGAUCGGCAUACUCCCUCGGUGGUUUGGGCUCUGGUUUUGCUGCUAAUGAACAAGAACUUAAGAACUUGGCGUCGCAAUCGUUGUCGCUUGCCCCUCAAAUUCUCGUGGAAAAGUCGCUUAAGGGCUGGAAGGAAGUCGAAUACGAAGUGGUGCGUGACCGUGCCGACAACUGUAUCACUGUUUGUAACAUGGAAAACUUUGACCCGUUGGGGAUCCACACUGGUGACUCGAUUGUCGUUGCUCCCUCGCAAACCCUUUCCGAUGAAGAAUACCACAUGUUGAGACUGGCUGCCAUCAAGAUCAUCCGUCACUUGGGUGUUGUUGGUGAAUGUAACGUGCAAUACGCCUUGCAACCCGAUGGUUUGGACUACCGGGUGAUUGAAGUCAACGCCCGGUUGUCGCGGUCGUCGGCUCUUGCUUCUAAGGCUACUGGUUACCCCUUGGCUUACACUGCUGCUAAGAUCGCCCUCGGUCACACUCUUCCGCAAUUGCCUAACCCCGUCACCAAGACCACGUCGGCUAACUUCGAACCUUCGUUGGACUACAUGGUUACCAAGAUUCCCCGGUGGGAUUUGUCCAAGUUCCAACACGUCAAGCGUGACAUCGGCUCGGCGAUGAAGUCGGUGGGUGAAGUGAUGGCUAUCGGUAGAAACUUUGAAGAAUCGUUCCAAAAGGCUAUCCGUCAAAUCGACCCGCUGUACAUUGGUUUCCAAGGCGACAAGUUUGAAGACUUGGACGAUGUGUUGCGUAACCCUACCGACCGGAGAUGGUUGGCCGUGGGUCAAGCUCUUUUGCACGAAAACUACUCGGUGGAUAAGGUGCACGACUUGACCAAGAUCGACAAAUGGUUCUUGCACAAGUUGAUGAACAUUGUCAACAUGUACCGUGAAUUGGAAGCUGCCGGCUCGUUGGAAAACAUCAACCUGGAUCUCAUGUUGCAGGCGAAGAAGCUUGGGUUCUCCGACAAGCAAAUCGGGUUGUGUAUCAACGCUGCUGAACUUGAAGUGCGUGCGGCGAGAAAGCUGUUUGGCAUCACCCCCUUCGUGAAGAAGAUUGACACUUUGGCCGCUGAAUUCCCCGCUAACACCAACUACUUGUACACAACUUACAACGCUACCUCGUCUGAUGUCACCUUCAACGAAAACGGGACUCUUGUCCUUGGUUCUGGUGUGUACCGUAUCGGGUCGUCGGUCGAAUUCGACUGGUGUGCUGUCUCUACUGCCCGUGCUUUGCGUGAAGCUGGUAACAAGACCAUUAUGAUCAACUACAACCCGGAAACUGUGUCCACCGACUUUGACGAAGUCGACAGAUUGUAUUUUGAAGAAUUGUCGUUGGAAAGAGUCUUGGAUAUCUACGAAUUGGAAGCCGCUCAAGGUGUUGUCGUGUCCGUUGGGGGGCAAUUGCCUCAGAACAUCGCGUUGGGCUUGCAAAACAAUGGCUGCAACGUGUUGGGUACCAACCCUGAAGACAUUGACCGGGCCGAAGACAGACACAAGUUCUCGCAAACCUUGGACUCGAUCGGGGUUGACCAGCCUCAAUGGAAGGAAUUGACCUCAUUGGCGGAAGCGGAAAAGUUUGCUGACGAAGUCGGCUACCCUGUGUUGGUGAGACCCUCGUAUGUGUUGUCGGGUGCGGCGAUGUCGGUGAUCAAUUCCAAGGACGAAUUGGAAUUGAAGCUCGGCAAUGCCGCCAAGGUGUCGCAGGAACACCCUGUUGUUAUCUCUAAGUUCAUCAAGGGCGCUCAAGAAAUUGACAUCGAUGCUGUUGCCUCUAAUGGCGAAGUCUUGGUCCACGCUGUUUCGGAACACGUUGAAAAUGCUGGUGUCCACUCCGGUGACGCCACUCUCGUGUUGCCUCCUCAAAACUUGUCGCCCAAGCUUAUGGAACGUCUCAAAGAAAUUGCUGACAAGGUUGCUGCUGCCUUCAAGAUUACCGGUCCUUUCAACAUGCAAAUCAUUAAGGAUGGUAAUGGUGACGACUGUGCGUUGAAGGUUAUCGAAUGUAACAUUAGAGCCUCGCGUUCGUUCCCCUUCGUGUCGAAGGUGUUGGGUAUCAACUUCAUUGAAGUUGCCGCCAAGGCAUUGAUGCAACAAAAUGUUCCUGCUCCCACCAACUUGAUGAACAACAAGUACGACUAUGUUGCCACCAAGGUACCUCAAUUCUCGUUCACUCGGUUGGCUGGUGCUGAUCCCUUCUUGGGUGUGGAGAUGUCGUCUACUGGCGAAAUUGCCUGCUUCGGUAAGGAUCUCGUUGAAGCUUACUGGACCUCGAUGCAAUCGACCAUGAACUUCAAGGUGCCUCGCCCUUCGCAAGGUUUGUUGUUUGGUGGUGACUUGACCAACGACAAGUUGGGUAAAGUUGCUGCUACUGUGUCGGGUCUUGGCUACAAGUUCUUCACUGCUUCGCCCGAGGUUGCGAACUACUUGAAGAACUACAUCUCGGAAACUCCCGAGGUGAUUGACUUCCCCAAGACUGACAAGCGGGCGUUGCGGGAAAUUUUCCAAGACAAGGAAAUUGGUGCUGUGUUCAACUUGGCCGCCGCUCGCGCUGAACACUUGUUGGACGAGGACUAUGUGAUGAGACGUAAUGCGAUUGACUUUGCCAUCCCCUUGUUCAACGAGCCCAACACCUCACAAUUGUUUGCUGAGUGCUUGAAGCAAAAGAUUGCCACCAAGCCUGACUUUGAGCAAGUGCCCGAAACUGUAACCAUUCCUGCUGAAGUGCAAAGAUGGUCGCAAUUCAUCGGCGGCAAGCCCGUGUAA